Molecule: messenger RNA, 1644 nt
Organism: Pararge aegeria (speckled wood butterfly)
Lineage: Eukaryota; Metazoa; Arthropoda; Insecta; Lepidoptera; Nymphalidae
Product: pickpocket protein 28-like
Exons: 13
Coding region: 1-1644 (547 amino acids)
Biological process (GO): sodium ion transmembrane transport
Cellular component (GO): membrane
Molecular function (GO): ligand-gated sodium channel activity
Source: RefSeq, a predicted model, not a curated record
AUGGGGGAACGACUUAGAACACAAAGCGGUUUAAAUAUUGAAGUGGUGGAUGUAGAGCAACAUGAGGAUCAGCCAACUGUCUCGGAGACAGAAAGAAAGGCAAAUAUAAAUUCAACCAAGGAACAUUUUUUAAAGGUCUAUAACAACUGUAAAUAUAGCUUGAGAGAAGCUAAAGAAAGAGAAACUACUGUUAUCGAAAAGAUUAUCUGGCUGCUCAUGUUUACAUCUUGUUUUAUUUAUUGCGGAAUACUUAUUUGGAGAUCCUAUUCAAAAUGGAUUAAAAGUCCUGCCAUAGUUAUGUUAACUGAAAAUGAUGAACCAAUCCGAGAGAUCCCUUUUCCGGCGGUAACCGUCUGCCCAGAAAGAAAGAUAAUGUCCGAAGUGUUUAAUUUUCAACAUUAUAUUGAACUUAGCAACAACAAAACUAAUGUUGACUUAUCAGACCAAGUGCAGAAUAUGUACGAGGAUGUGUCUUUAAUUUGUGAUUACGAUCGUAUUCCAAGAAACGGGAGAAAUGUUUCUGUCGGUAACGAGACGGUUGGAAAUAUAUUAAAGGCUUCAACAAAGUUAUUGAAAGUUAUGUCUCUGUGUACUUGGAAGGGAAAACAAAGAACUUGUAAUUCCCUUUUUACACCCAUUCUAACAGAAGAAGGAAUGUGCUUCACGUUCAAUACAAUUGGGCCUGAAGAUCUAUUUCAACUUGAGAAUAUGCACACAGAUUAUGAAUACAUGAAGAAACUGAACAGAACCCGAAAUCAAGGUUGGACAAUGGAAAACGGGUAUCCUUUCGACGCUCCGAGAAAAACUUACCCUGUAAGAGGUUCUGGCGCUGGAGUGAAAGCCGGUUUGGGCUUAAAGUUGACUGAGAUGGAAAAAGGUUUGGACUUGACUUGCAAGAGAAGGCUUUCAGGUUUUAAGAUACUACUUCACAAUCCGUCUGAUCUACCGCGACCUUCUCAGCAGUACAUCAGAGUUCCAACGUUUGAAGACGUAACUCUGUCAUUUACAGCAUCAUUGGAAUUUACAUCCGAUGGACUAGAAGUAUUUACUCCUAUAGGACGGCGAUGCUAUUUCGCAGAUGAGCGUAGCCUCAAAUAUUUUAAACUGUACACGCAAUCUAAUUGUGAAUAUGAAUGCUUAACAAACUUUACCUAUGCAAGAUGUAGAUGUGUACACUUUGCCAUGCCACUGGAACUAUCUACAAUGGACAUUGAAGAUGAAGGAAGGGGUGACGUUACUACUGAAGAAGCCAUUCGAAUAGCAGAAGAAUGCAACUGUCUACCGGCUUGCACUUCUAUCACUUACGAAACCGAAGUUACACAAACUGAACUGCAUGAGAAUGAGAGGCACGAAUAUAAAGUUGUUACUGGGAAUAACUCACAUAGUGGCGAUAUAAAAACGUCUAAAGUUUCUAACGUCAUAAUAUUUUUCAAAAGACCCCUGUUCGAUAUAUUCAAACGAUGUGAACUGUAUGGCACGUCUGAUAUUCUUGCAAGUUGCGGUGGAUUGCUUGGACUCUUCAUGGGUUUUUCUGUGAUAAACAUCGUAGAAAUUGUGUACCUUUGUUUUCUGAGUGUCUACCGACGUCAUAAAUCUGAUAAGUGUGAACAAUCCAAUAAAGAAAAUCUUCAUCUGAAGAAUUGA